CGACUAGAGGAUGGUGACGCCGUGACGCCACACACACACACACUCACAAGGAUAACACCAACACCACCAUGACUGAUACUAAGGGACAGGUUAUUAAGUGCAAAGCUGCUGUGGCCUGGGAAAAGGAGAAACCUUUGACUAUAGAAGAUGUUGAAGUUGCUCCUCCAAAGGCUGGAGAAGUGCGCAUAAAGGUACUUGCAAGUGGAGUGUGUCACACUGAUGCUUAUACACUGGAUGGUCAUGACCCAGAGGGAAUAUUCCCAGUCAUCCUUGGUCAUGAGGGAGGUGGUAUUGUGGAAAGUGUUGGAGAGGGAGUCACUUCAGUGAAAGAAGGUGAUCAUGUUAUUCCAUUAUACAUACCUCAGUGUCGUGAAUGCAAGUUCUGCAAGUCCCCCAAGACAAAUCUGUGCAGCAAAAUCAGAGAUACUCAAGGCAAGGGUGUUAUGCCAGAUGGGACCACACGUUUUACAUGUAAAGGAAAGGAAAUCUACCAUUUCAUGGGAUGCUCUACCUUUUCUCAGUACACAGUUGUUGCUGAGAUUUCUAUCAAUGCAGUUGAACCAAAAUAAAGUCAUGACCGCUCCUCUUUAAAGGUUUGUUUGCUGGGCUGUGGCCUGCCUGUAUUGACAAAUAAAUUCUUACAGCAUAUCUGCAUUGCAUUCUUACAGGUGGAACCUGGAUCAGUAUGUGCUAUCUUUGGCCUUGGUGCUGUUGGCUUGGCUGUUGCAAUGGGCUGUAGGGAACGAGGUGCAAAACGCAUCAUCGGAAUUGAUUUGAAUCCAAAUAAGUUUGAAAUUGCAAAGCCUUUUGGUUGUACAGAAUUUUUAAACCCAAAUGACCACUCCAAACCCAUUCAAGAGGUUCUCAUUAACAUGACAGAUGGUGGAUGUGAUUACACUUUUGAGUGUAUUGGUAAUGUGAAUGUCAUGCGUGCUGCCUUGGAGGCAUGCCACAAAGGGUGGGGUCAGAGUGUGAUUAUUGGUGUAGCAGCUGCAGGAAAGGAAAUAUCUACUAGACCAUUCCAGCUGGUAACUGGAAGGGUCUGGAAAGGAACAGCUUUUGGAGGCUGGAAGUCUCGUGAUAGUGUGCCGGUGCUUGUUGAAGACUACAUGAACAAGAAAAUAAUGAUUGAUGAGUUUAUCACUUACACAAAACCUCUUGAUGAAAUCAACACUGCUUUUGAACUGAUGCACCAGGGCAAGGCUCUCCGUAGUGUUGUACUUCUGGAGUAAUGAGUACGAACAAAAGUGAAGUUUAGCCAUGUGAGGGCAAUACAUGCAUAACUUUAUAAGACUGAGAUGUUGAAAAUUGAGAGAACCCUUUCAGUAUGCAUUAUAUGUAAUGUUCCAGCUGUUUACAAAAAGCAUAUAAAAUAUAGCAAUUGU
Molecule: messenger RNA, 1385 nt
Organism: Cherax quadricarinatus
Lineage: Eukaryota; Metazoa; Arthropoda; Malacostraca; Decapoda; Parastacidae
Source: RefSeq, a predicted model, not a curated record